AUGUCGAACUUAAGUGAACCAAUUUUAUUCGAGACACCCGUUACUGCAAUCGCAAAGCAAACGGCCGUCAUUAACCUCUUCGGAGGUAGAGGCCCCAUUUGCUUAAACUUUUCUUCAGCCACUCAAAAUACCAUGUUCGACCUUAAGCAGAUGAUUUUCUCUCGCUUAUUCAUUGAUCCUGAGGAUCAGGUUUAUUAUACUUCGUCUGGCAAACAACUAACCGAAGACGAUCGAAUAUUUGAAAGUGAACAUGCCGAGUUUACGACUCUAAAUCUUAAACUUCGAUUGUUUGGAGGAAAAGGUGGUUUCGGGUCGAUGUUAAGGGCGCAAGGUGGAAAAAUGGCUAGCCAAAAAACCACAAACUUCGAGGCCUGUAGAGAUCUAAACGGUAGAAGAUUGAGAACGGUGAACGAAGCCAAAAGACUGGCCGAUCACCUUGAGCAAGAACCGGAUAGAGAACGUGUGCGAAGGGAGAAGGUGCAGAAAAAGAUUGAAGAAGGAUUGGCCGAGCUCCCGACCAAGAGAAUUCGAUUUGACGAUACCGAAUACUUGAAGGCUAACGAGGAAAUGAAGGAGAAAGUGAGCAGUGCAGUGUCUGAAGCAGUAUCGAAAAAAUCCAUUGUCAUCAAUAAUAACGGAGAGAGUAGUGGUUCACAGAAUGUUCUAUCAUUAUGGGACGCCGUUGUUUUAUCUGAGGACGAUUCAAGCUCAACAGAUUCAGACGAUGAGAUCGUUGAGAAAGAGGACAUUAAGGGAAAGGGGAAAGAAGAUGAGACCAAGAAAAGAAAACGUAAGCAACGAGAAUGA
This is a messenger RNA of Acaulospora morrowiae, 807 nucleotides long. Lineage: Eukaryota; Fungi; Glomeromycota; Glomeromycetes; Diversisporales; Acaulosporaceae. The record is from the annotation of a GenBank genome assembly.